Molecule: messenger RNA, 1909 nt
Organism: Girardinichthys multiradiatus
Lineage: Eukaryota; Metazoa; Chordata; Actinopteri; Cyprinodontiformes; Goodeidae
Product: apoptosis regulator BAX-like
Exons: 6
Coding region: 70-645 (191 amino acids)
Biological process (GO): positive regulation of apoptotic process; intrinsic apoptotic signaling pathway in response to DNA damage; release of cytochrome c from mitochondria
Cellular component (GO): mitochondrial outer membrane
Molecular function (GO): protein homodimerization activity; protein heterodimerization activity; channel activity
Source: RefSeq, a predicted model, not a curated record
CAUCAAAGAGGAGCUCAGAAGAAACAUGAAGUCACAUGACUGUGCGGAAGUAGGAGGCAGAAAAGCAAAAUGGCAGAAGGAGGUGGAGGUGAUCAAGGAAAUUCAGUGGAUCCGAUUGUGGAAGUGGGAGCUGUGUUGUUAAAGGAUUUCAUCUACGAGCGGAUUCGGCGGCACGUGGACGGUGAUGCCGUAGUGAGCAGGGAAGAGCUGGAUGCAACGGAGCUAUGUGACCCAAACCAUAAGAAGCUCGCUCAGUGCCUCCAGCAGAUUGGAGAUGAGCUGGAUGGAAAUAUGGAGCUACAAAGGAUGAUAGAGGACUCUGCCCUCAGCCCAUCAAAAGACGUGUUCAUGAAAGUCGCCUUUCAGAUCUUUUCUGACGGUAGAUUCAACUGGGGCCGGGUGGUCGCGCUCUUUUACUUCGCUUGUCGACUCGUCAUAAAAGCCCUUAUAACCAAAAUUCCUGAAAUCAUCAGAACAAUAAUCAACUGGACCAUAGACUACCUCCGGGAUCAUGUGAUCAACUGGAUAAGGGAGCAAGGUGGCUGGGAGGGUAUUUGUUCCUACUUCGGCACACCCACAUGGCAGACGUUGGGGGUUUUCCUGGCUGGUGUUCUUACCACUGUUAUAGUCAUUCGCCAGAUGUGAGGAGCAGGGAGGAGAAAGAUGGGAAGAGCUAUGACUGAGGGAACAGGAACGAAAAGAUGAUCGGAGGGUCAACAGAAACAAGUUGAGGCAGAGUAAAAAAAAAAAGCUGAGCUAGAGGAACUCGUACAUGGAGAACCACAGUUCCUGUGAAACUGGGAGUUGGACUGGAGAAGCGCUGUUGUACCUGUGACCAUUGUGCCGCUGAGGAGGAGAGCUGUGCAUGAUAAUGCACAAAAUCAGAAGGAUGGGGAGGAUUUAGAUUUUAAUAAAGAAGUAAUUUUGCAUAAUUUAUUUUUUAAGUGGUACAAAGUCACUGCACUCUGUUUUUAACCCUAAAACUAAAUUUCAGCUGGAUGAAGAGGGUUGUCUCUGUUAUUUUAGUUGUAGUGCUCUUUGUUUCUUUUUCAUUUUCAUCAUCAUGUCUGUAUGCUAGCCAGUUUUCAUUCAUACGUAUUUAUGAGUAGUCCCUGAUGGGAAUCUUCAACAAACUGCCGGCUACGGACGAAUUAGAUGGUGGUCACGUUGAGUCGAUUUAAUGUAAUGUUUUUGCAAACAAUUAAGUUGACUAAAAAGUUCCAAGUCCGUUCAACCAAGUAUAACCAUUAGGUUUAAGCCCAGUUCUUUCAUCUCCCUGUCCUGUCAUGAAUCCACAGCUUCUUAUUAUUUCAGGGACUAACAAAGAGUGCCUAAUCAGUAAAUUGUGCUCCGUUUGUUUACAUUUGAAAUGAAAUGAAAUAUCGAACUGUUGUUAGACUCACUAAAAAUGGCUAGAUAAAUUUAAACCUUUACUGUUUUGGGGUGUUUGGAAAGCCGUUACGACCUUAAUGUGACUCCUCUUAAUAUAUAUAUAUAUAUAUAUAUAUAUAUAUAUAUAAAUAAAAGAAAUUGGGUCUGUUUUGUAUUUCCAAAUCAAGCCAUGUGUCAUGAGCCAACAGUUGCUUUGACUUACGAACAAAGUUGCACUGCGUACACAGAAAGCAGUAGGCUGCUUACCUCACUUUUGACACGUUCAGAGUACUGUAUUUUUGCGACAGUUAUUCAAACUGCUGCAACAUCGCGCAGCAAAAGGGUUUUUUAUACAUUUUCCUUGUUUGUCAGUGCCUUGGUGUUUGCUUUUUUUUUUUUUUUUUACAAUGAAGUCACUUUGAUGUUUCUAAGUCUACAACUUUUCUAUAUGGGUGAAAAUUGUCUCAAGGUUCCCAUGAAAACAUUUUUGCAGUGACUUGUUAUGUUGUGAUGAGGAGAAUAAAUCUUUUAAACUCUC